CCGACUAACGAACUUGACUCUUCGGGCCUCUGGUCACAACCCCCGACCCAGCGGUACUGAAGGGGCUGUAGAAGCGCCGAUUCAAGGGCACCGCCUCCAGCCGCGCUGCCUAUAAGUAGAGGUGGCUGAUAGCUCGUCGUAACUCUUCAUUUGACACCCAUCUACCAAACACCUCACCAGACCAUGACGCUUUCCUGCCUGCUGCUCUCCAGCCUCUUGGCCCUCCUCGCCCUCCUGAGCAACGAAGCGCUGCCUGGCGCUGACGCCCUCAGCAUUCAGCCCCGCGCGGUCGAUCCAGUCGGCCCCGGGUCCUCCUCUGACAACGACAAGGACUCGAACGCCGACUCGCUCGAGGUGCUCUGCAUGGAGGACGGAGAAAUGUGCAUCCGCGCCGGUACGGGCAUCUGGUUCCCCGAUGCUUUUGGGAUCUCAGGUUCGCAGGUUCAGGCGCAGGGAUCCACGCUCUACAUGCUCGACAAGACCGGGGGUAAUGGCUCGUUGGCUUGCGGCGCUUCUAAGGCUCUAUUCAGCUUCGUGGGAGGGGACGGGCCGAAGAUGUUCGACGGGCGCGACCAGAAUGGGGUCAAAAACACGCAGUUGACGGUGCGUUGCGGCGAGUACUGCGUGACCGCACGCUUUAUGCUGACCCGGACUUGGGCUCGGUUCAUCGCACAGGGCUACUUUGGCUCUGAUUCCUCCCAGAUCGUGAGUCUCUCUACACCAGCACUCUCGAGACUCCGACGCUUUCAAGCUGACCCAGCUCUCGUGCGCACCCCACGCAGACCACACACGGCGUCAUUACGACCCACAAACGCGGCGAAGAUCUCGUUGUCUACUGCGAGUAGCAGCACAAGCGCGAUGACAUGUACCUCGUUGCUCUUGAACCUUACCAUGAAUCCGCGAUCCUCUUUGCCUUGCUCUGAGCACCCAUCGCUCCUUUGUUGAGAUUGAGCGUGGCUGACCCUAUACCCAACGGCCCGCGAUGGCUGUUCAUUUGCUCCACAGCCUGCUCUGCUUACCCCGACCUCGAAGCCGUCGAUGCCUCCAUCCCUCUCUCCUC
Molecule: messenger RNA, 1060 nt
Organism: Jaminaea rosea
Lineage: Eukaryota; Fungi; Basidiomycota; Exobasidiomycetes; Microstromatales
Exons: 1
Coding region: 184-945 (253 amino acids)
Source: RefSeq, a predicted model, not a curated record